Molecule: messenger RNA, 2992 nt
Organism: Chelonoidis abingdonii (Abingdon island giant tortoise)
Lineage: Eukaryota; Metazoa; Chordata; Testudines; Testudinidae
Gene: SPIRE1
Product: spire type actin nucleation factor 1
Biological process (GO): establishment of meiotic spindle localization; Golgi vesicle transport; actin nucleation
Cellular component (GO): cell cortex; cytoplasmic vesicle membrane
Molecular function (GO): actin binding; microtubule binding
Source: RefSeq, a predicted model, not a curated record
AUGGCUCGCGCCGGGGCUGCGGGGGAGGCGCUGCCCGGAGACUGGCCCCAGGAGGCGGCGGCAGGAGACGUCUCCUGCCGCAGGGAGGACGAGGCGCGGGACGCGCUCUCCCUGGAGCAGAUCCUGAGGCUCUACAACCAGCCCAUCAACGAGGAGCAGGCGUGGGCCGUGUGCUACCAGUGCUGCGGCUCUCUGCGGGCCCAGGCCCGCCGCCGCGACACCCCCGCCGCCAGGGCGGAGGCGGCCUCCCAAGUCCGCAUCUGGAAGGACGGAGCCGUCACCCUGGAGCCACCCAGCGGGGCUUCCUCUCCGGUAGCAGGUAAAUCAGGAUAUUCACACUGCACAGAAACAGAGAUUAUUGAAUCACUGGGGAUUAUUAUCUAUAAAGCUCUGGACUAUGGCUUGAAGGAGAAUGAAGAGCGAGAACUAAGUCCUCCCUUGGAGCAGCUUAUCGAUCACAUGACCAAUACCGUGGAGGUAGAUGGGAGUAAAGAUGAAGGCUAUGAGGCUCUGGAUGAAGGCGUGGAGGAAGAUGAAGAUGAAAAAGAGGAAGUUGAGGUCAUUCAGUCCUAUAAAGAUGUCAUGAAGUUGUGUGCUGCCCAUCUACCAACCCGAUCAGAGGCACCAAACCACUAUCAGGCAGUAUGUCGGGCACUAUUUGCUGAAACAAUGGAGUUGUACACAUUCCUGGCCAAAAUUAAAAGUGCAAAAGAGAAUCUGAAGAAGAUUCAGGAAAUGGACAAAGAAAGGAGUGAUGAAUCCAGCACAGACCUUGAUGAGUUGAAAAAUGCUGAUUGGGCCCGCUUUUGGGUACAGGUGAUGCGAGAUUUGCGGGACGGUGUUAAACUUAAGAAGGUUCAAGAGCGUCAGUAUAACCCACUUCCAAUAGAAUAUCAGCUCACGCCCUAUGAAAUGCUAAUGGAUGACAUUAGAUCCAAACGGUAUACCUUAAGGAAGGUUAUGGUCAAUGGGGAUAUUCCACCUCGAUUAAAAAAGAGUGCUCAUGAAAAAAUCCUGGAUUUCAUCCGAUCCCGGCCCCCAUUAAAUCCUGCCUCUGCAAGAAAACUGAAACCAACCCCACCACGGCCACGCAGCCUCCAUGAAAGGAUACUGGAGGAAAUCAAGGCAGAAAGAAAGCUGCGCCCUGUCUCACCAGAUGAGAUCAGGCGUAGCAGGUUAGCAAUGCGGCAACUUAGCAUGUCUUACAGUUUUGACCUGUCAGAUGUAUCCACACCAGACGCCUCAGGAAAAUUAGCAGACAGCUCUGUAGUAAAUGGUGGCUUGACACCACAGGUAAAGGUGAAUGGCGUCAGCACUACCCAAGUGACAGUGCAGCGAAAGAGACUCCUUAAAGCCCCUACAUUGGCUGAACUGGAUAGCUCGGAUUCAGAGGAGGAGUCUCUGCACAAAUCAGCAAGCAGCAGUAGUGUCUCUCCUUCCCAAAUGGAAGACUCCUUUCAAGAGACCACCUCUGGUAGAAAGAUGCCUCCAAAGUUUUUGCCAAUGUCAUCCACGCCACAGCCAGAGAGGCGUCAACCACCGCAGAGACGACACUCCAUUGAAAAAGAAACACCAACUAACGUGAGACAGUUCCUACCACCUUCAAAACAGAGCUCCAGAUCACUUGAGGAAUUUUGUUACCCAGUGGAAUGUCUGGCUCUGACAGUUGAGGAAGUCAUGCACAUUCGUCAGGUGCUGGUGAAAGCGGAGCUGGAAAAGUACCAGCAGUAUAAAGAUGUCUACACUGCCCUCAAAAAAGGAAAGCUCUGUUUCUGUUGUCGAACAAGGAGGUUUUCUUUCUUCACCUGGUCCUACACCUGUCAGUUUUGUAAGAGGCCUGUAUGUUCACAGUGUUGCAAAAAGAUGCGGUUGCCAUCAAAGCCAUACUCCACCCUUCCUAUCUUCUCUCUGGGACCUUCUGCUUUGCAGAGAGGAGACAGUUUUAUGAGACCAGAAAAACCCUCCACCAGUCACCACCGGCCACUUAGGAGCAUGCCUAGGUUGUCCACAAAGUCAAAGUCUAUGGAUAAAUCAAAUGAAGAUCUACAGUUUCCCAAAGAGUUAAUGGAGGACUGGAGCACUAUGGAGGUGUGUGUGGACUGCAAAAAGUUUAUUUCAGAAAUCAUCAGCUCAAGCCAGCGCAGCCUCUCUCUGGCCAACAAACGAGCUAGGUUAAAAAGGAAAACACAGUCGUUCUACGUGGCAUCACCAGGCACCUCUGAAUACUGCCCUUCUGAGAGAACUAUCAAUGAGAUCUGAGUCUUGUGCCUUUUUCUUUGCUUUUGUCUUCAUGAGGUCAGCAUCCGUGAGAAAGAUCACUGAAACUGUCCUUCCCUUCGUUUUAUUUUAUGAGCUUGAAUUUGCAUUAGAUCACAGGGUUUGCUACUCUAUGGUUUCCACAGACUCUACAUUCAUCUCUCUAGAUAAUGAUAUGUAACAGGUCAGCCAAUAACUCAUUUGCACUGAAAGGAAACAAUAGUUUGAAAAUGUUGCCUUUGUGUGUGCGCGCGCGUUGUGCAGGUAGAAAGCUUUACCUUGCAUUCAGUUUUUUAUCAUUCCUUGAAUUGUUUUCAGGUCAAGAGCUGAACUGUAUUCCUAAAGGAGAACCAAAUCUAUCACAGGUGUCAAUGUUAGCACAAUUGUAAGCAGUAAGUCAUAUUGGCAUUACCAACCUGAUAGUGUUCAUGUUCUAGUUUAUAUGGCACAUGGAGCCAUGGUGUACACCAGAAACCUAGUGUGGACUGUUGGUCUCAUUGUCUCAGAGCACAAAACCUAAAAGGUUUCGCUCGUGCUAUCAACAUUCUUUCUUUCAACUGUUGUUACUGCCAGAGGCGGCUCUGUUUUUUGCUGCCUCAAGCAUGGCAAUCAGGCGGUCUUCGGCAGCGUUUCUGCGGGAGGUCCGCCCCGGUCACACGGAUUCAGCGGCAGUUCUGCAGGAGGUCCACCGGUCCUGCACCUUCAGCGUACCCGCCACCGAAACUGCAGAACCGGC